Hypanus sabinus (Atlantic stingray) is the source of this 3374-nucleotide messenger RNA. It is a transcript of the gene zdhhc12a, whose product is annotated as zinc finger DHHC-type palmitoyltransferase 12a. Lineage: Eukaryota; Metazoa; Chordata; Chondrichthyes; Myliobatiformes; Dasyatidae. Gene Ontology annotation, molecular function: protein-cysteine S-palmitoyltransferase activity. Gene Ontology annotation, cellular component: endoplasmic reticulum; Golgi apparatus. Gene Ontology annotation, biological process: protein targeting to membrane; peptidyl-L-cysteine S-palmitoylation. The record is from RefSeq and is a predicted model, not a curated record. The coding region runs from base 37 to 858 and encodes 273 amino acids. The transcript has 5 exons.
AGGGCUGGUGAGCGGAUAGCCGACAUUGUCUCUGGAAUGUUCCGGAAAGUUCUCUCCACCGGCUUCCUGGUGCGGGCCCUUCACGCGGCCCUGACGUGGGCGGUGACGUUCGUUCUCUUCCUGUACAACACGGAUCUGAGGCAAAGCAAAGAGCAUGGCGAGUUCUUACAACCAGUCAUAUUUAUCCUGCUGGUUCUCUGUUCAAUGUUAUUGUACUUCAUUACCUCCCUCAUGGACCCAGGAUACGUCACAUUUGAUGAUGAACUAAAGGUAUCUCAGUCAAAUCAGUGUGUUUGGGAUGAGAAGGAACAGAUGGUGCCUGUGAUACAGAAAGCCCAGAGACUGAGACGCUGUGGAUACUGCAUGGUCCAGCAGCAGCCCAUGAGGUCUAAACAUUGCCAGUCCUGUCAACACUGCGUGCGGCGAUAUGACCAUCACUGUCCGUGGAUUGAGAAUUGUGUGGGGGAGAGAAAUCAUCGCUUCUUUAUGCUCUAUCUGAUAACGCAACUAACUGUCUUGAUGUGGGCUUUCCACAUUGCGUGGUCUGGAUUUUGUGCUGAACCCAGAUGGAAAGACUGGCUACGUGUCAACAUGUUCCUGCUGCUGGCAUUCAUUAUUAUCAUCAUUUUCACCGUGGUGGUUAUGCUGUUGUUGGUAUCACACUUGUAUCUAGUGUCCAACAACACCACAACUUGGGAAUUCAUGUCUCGCCAUCGUAUCUCUUAUCUGAAACACUGCAGCUCAGAGGAAAACCCUUUUGAUGAGGGCAUUCUUAGGAAUUUGUGGAUGUUUUUUUGCAUGUGUAAGACAGUUACAUGGGAAAAGGUUUAUUUUAGAGAGGACAAUGAGCAGGUUUAGAGAGUGGGUUUUCAUUAAUGUGUGAUCUCUACUCUAUUCAUUUUGCUUUUCUGCCUCACUGAGAUUGAGUCUGAAGAAAAUGUGAACAUUAUUUAUCAAAAACAAAGUGCUUCAUGUGAGAGAUUUUCUCCUUGACUGCCAGAGGCAAGUGGGAAAUAGAGAGCAAAAGGGAGGCAAGAUAAAAUGACAAGUUGCUAUAGCCGUUAUGGGUGUGGUAUGCAAAUUCUUUCCUCUUUCCACUCCAUCCCAAAUCAGAGUUUUAAGUUGUGGCUCUAAUCAAUUGUGGGUGAGGUAAUUGGGUGGUGGUGGUGGUGGGUUUGAAGGAACUGAAGUAGUUUUCCAUGGUUAAGAGUCACUCGUUACCAUCCUGAAUAGAUAUUGAGAAGGAUUAAGAGAAGAAAAAUUAUUUAAAUUAGAACUCUGAUUCUGGGUUCUGGAUACUCAUCACGGUUUAAGAUCAAUUACUAAUGUCAAAGUAUACUGAUCCUCAUUUUAACAAAACACAUUUAAUACAAUAAUAUUUUUGAUACUUCAAUAUGGAUAUAUUGAAACAAUAACUUUUAUUUAUCGCCAAUUUUCAAAUGAAUAAUUUUGCAGUCCAUAUCUAAAAUUUAUCUGCAUUGAAUCAUUUUUAUUCCAGCAAGGAUUACUGUGUUUAUAUAUAUAUAUAUUUACAAUGUUAAAAACAUUCAAUUUUAGCAAAAAAAGCUUUUCAUAAAAUAUUCCAAUGAUGCUUAUUACCCAGAUCUUAAGUUUACAAAAUUCCUGUAAAUAUAUUUACCUAGGUGUACCAAAUUCUUCUGGACAGCAUCAGUAUUCAAAUUCUGCACAUUGUCAGAAAUCAGAACUUUUAUCAAUGGUUUCAUUUGGCAGAGGUAGCAGAUACCACCCCAAGUCAAAGAUUGUUAAGAUUGUGAAAUAUUCCUUCAUUGUGGUUCAGUACAAGUCCUGAAACAAACUACCUCACAGUACUAUGGCAGUAUUUUCAUUUUGAGAGAUUACAGAAGUUCAGAGCUGCCAAGAAUGGUCAAUAAAUGCAGACUUUGCUGGCAAUGCCCACAUCCUGAAUAAUGGAUGCAUAAAUUCUUACACUUCAGUGCAAUACUUACAAUUAUGUACAGCAUGAUGAAAUGCAAAAUUAAUGUUCCAUCCCCAAGAGGAUGCAAGAAACACUGGCAAUAAAUUGAAAGAGCAUGGGGAAGGGGUGAUCAGAAAGCCAGCAUAUCACAUCUGAACCAAUUAUGAACAAAAUAUAAUCCCAGUAUUGUUGCAUAGCCAUUUGUGGAAUCUUGCAUACAAAUCAAUCAUCUUGUUUCUUACAAUGCAAUAGUGACCAUACUUCUAAUGUACUUCUUUGUGGUAUAGAGCAAUAUAAGUGAAAGUUCUUUUUUAAGAAAAAAAUAAUUUAAACCAUUAUAAAUGGAAAAGGGGAGAAAAAGGAAUUAUUUAUGAAGAUCCUGUUCUAGUAGGUAGCUAGUCCAAACACUAAUUUCUAUUGAGAUUGCUGGUCAUCCAAGAAAUUCUGCAAGCAUACCAACAUCAAUCAUGCAGUUACUGCUGCCAUGGAGUGCAGAGGACAAGUAACUGAAUGAUCUUGGCUGUGAUUGCAAUCCAAAACCACCUAGCUCAUUGCAUUAUUCAACCUAGCCAAUUUGUCCCAAUCCUACAGCAUUUGUUCCAUUCCUGGUAACAGUGGUCACAUCUGCCCCAACAGAAUAAACUUUUAUGACAAGAUUACAUGCGUCAAGUUUCUGUACAGCCAAGUCCUAAACUACUUGUGAUGUCUUUAGACCUACAAUAUGCACUGCAAAAUGUCAAGCACAAUUGAUCAGAUUUAUCGUCUGAUUUCAGAUACCAGGGUGAGGGUGACUGCUUUUCUCCAAAAGUAAUGAAUACAAACAUUUUAAGUGCAAAUACAAAUUUUAUAUACAAGAAAAUAAAUUGAAGGCGGACCAGGGUUCAUUGAGGAAACUGAAAUGCAACUGGGGACAAAUUACCACUGAGAAGCAGCAUUACUUAUUGCCUCUACAGACAAAAAUGCAAGUAAUGCACAACAUUUUGGUGCUGAUCUAAUCUUGUGCUCCAUAUAACUGUUUUUGUUCUAUUGAUUUAAAACUAUAACCUCUAAAUAUAUGUUAAUUUUGUUACAAGAGCAGGGGAUUUGUAUUUCAACGCCUGUAAUUAAAUCACAUCCAUCAACAUUGAGGCAUGUUUGAUAUACUGAAAAAAAUGGAGCGUAUAACUGGCAAAACAGGUUUAUAGUUUAUAGCAGGAAUUUAAUCUACAUUGAAUUUAGACAGCUGGACUGUACUGGGAAUUUAUAAGUCAUUACCAUUAAAUAAUAGUAUGUUACUGUACAUUUUCCACAACUUGAUACUUUAAUAAUUUUCUUAAAAGGUUUCUGAACAGACCAAUUUCAUUAAAAUAUUCAGCUUAAUUUUGGAUUAGAAUCUGUUCUGUGCCUCAAAUCAUCAGUACUUGGAAAAAUAUAAUGAUUAAACAAGUUUAAAUCUUUA